Fusarium tjaetaba is the source of this 317-nucleotide messenger RNA. RefSeq lists its product as uncharacterized. Lineage: Eukaryota; Fungi; Ascomycota; Sordariomycetes; Hypocreales; Nectriaceae. The annotation marks the transcript as partial. The record is from RefSeq and is a predicted model, not a curated record. Gene Ontology annotation, molecular function: actin binding. The transcript is spliced from 2 exons.
GAACUAGUGCGCCUCCCCCGCCUCCUCUCCCUCCUGUUGCUGCAGGGGGGGAUCCUGGCCGAUCAGCCAUGCUGGAAGGCAUUCAACGUGCUGGCGGAAUCCACUCCCUCAAGAAGGUUGAUCGCUCACAGAUUCGCGACCGAAGUGGUGUUCAAGUUGGCAGUGGCGGCGAUUCUGGCGGUGCUAAUGCCGCACCUGCAGCAGCUGGUGCGCCUGGUGGCGGCGGCGGCAUGGCCGAUGCCUUGGCUGCUGCUCUCCAGAAGAGAAAAGAAAAGGUCUCCAAGAGUGAUGACGAGAGUGACAACGAUGACUGGUGA